This is a messenger RNA of Solanum lycopersicum (tomato), 1266 nucleotides long. RefSeq names its product probable membrane-associated kinase regulator 2. Lineage: Eukaryota; Viridiplantae; Streptophyta; Magnoliopsida; Solanales; Solanaceae. The record is from RefSeq and is a predicted model, not a curated record. Gene Ontology annotation, cellular component: plasma membrane.
GUGCCUCUCACGUGACGAUGACUCUACUCUUCUUCCCCUAUAUAAAAAGAUGAAACCAACAAGAGUUUUCAUCAUUCUCACUUGUCUUCUUUUUUUUCUAAAAUUCAAAAACUCUACAUUUUCAUCUUAUCAACAAUGGACACUUUUAACAUACUCAAAUUCUGGCGUAACUCCGGCGCAGAUACUUCUUCUUGCCGGGAUAUUGUCUCUGAAAUUGAUGAAUUGGACUACCUACGUAAUCCAGCCAUUGAAACUGAUGAAGAAACUGAUGACGAUACCGAUUCCUUCUUUGAUUUGGUAUUUACUGGCCCUGAUGGACGCCCAAAAUUAGACAACAACAACUCCAAAUCUGUUUCUGUGAACACACCGGAAUCCCCGAGAGAUGUGUUUUUCAAACCAAAAGCUUCUAUCUCGAAGCCUCAAUCUCCGAUUUCAAUACUCAGAUCUGCUCCUAAAUUCCGGGUAUUCUUUUUGGGCUUAAGGAAAACAAAGCUGGAGAAGGUAGGCAUUGACGAUUCUUCUCCGGCCAGUCCGAAAAUUCAAACGCAGAGCAAGCGUUUUUCGGUGAAAUGCAAUGUGGAAGAGGUUCGUGCUCCGGUGAACCCUGUAUUUACCAGAGACAACAGUUUAAGAAGCAAACUGCAGAGCGAGAAAGAGGAGGAGCUUUCCGUUGACGAAUCGUUGAAGAAAUUCGUAAGAGCCGAUGUGCCUAAGUACUUAAAAUUGAUGAAGCCGCUGUACGCCAGAGCUUCAAAAAGGUACACAGACAAAAUCAGGGUUUCACCAUUGUCAUCUCCAUCGGCUCAAUCAAUGUCCUCACCGAGGAAAUCAUCAGAGGAGAAACGAGUUGCUACAUUCGGAUCCGUUCGCAAGCACCUAGGAAAAAGCCGAUCGGCGGCAUCCACCUUUGCCGGAGCUUCACCUUCUCCGUUAAAUCGCCGUGAUGAUUCACUUGUACAAGAGCAAAAUGACGGUAUCCAAGGCGCUAUAUUACAUUGCAAGAGAUGUUACAGCUCAGUAGCAAAAAGUAGCGUAGAUCUGAACCGAUGGAGCAUAUGAAUAGAGAGUAGUAAAAUAGGAUAAUUUUGAUCAGUGGUGUGGCUCAGAGACGUCACUUGUGAAAACGUCCGUCCAGUUCCAGCAAUGAAUGAAAAGUGUUUUGGUUUCUGUAAAGUUAAAAAAAAAAAAAUUACUGUGGCUUCAAAUUUUCAAUUUCACCGUUUCGGUUUUGAUAGUUCAAAUCAUUAUAUUCCCACGAUAACUUAA